UGCCCAAGACAAAAAAAACGAUUCAAAAAAUUCUUUCUAACAUACAGAUUUUCGAAAAUUUACAUUGGUGUUUUGUAUGACUAGUCCACAAAAUUGUAUGGAAAAAACCAGCAAAAUUAUUCUUCCAAAAAAAAUGGUAAUUUUUCAGUAAUGACCAGCCUAGGUUGCCAUAUUCCAGCCGAACGGCAAUUGCCUGAGUCAUAAUUUGCAUCAAAAUUAUGAGUUUUUAAAACACAAUAAAAAGCCUGUUUUGUUUUGAAAGGUCAGUUGCCAACUUCGACAAACAGGAAGCAAUUUUCCAAAUGAAUUUUAAAUUGCUGUAGCUAGUUGUAUCAAAACCAUUCAUCCACACCUUUCGUAAGUCAGUUUUUCUGUUGACAGUCAUGAGGUUUGCACCACUGGUAACGCUGCUGAUUUCACUUUUCCUGGUGGAAAAUGAAUCUUCGCAAGUGGAAAACAUCACCUCCUCGGAAAUUUCCCCCUCUUUUAGAUUUUUUCUACCUGGCCAAGUAGCGCCAAAAACUACAGUUCGAACGAAGCUCAAACCAUUGACAACGAAGGCAAACUCGAAGAAUCAACCAAUCAUUCAGUGGCCUACAAAGGCAAGUAGCAGAAUUACAACAACCACCAAGCGAAAUGGACAAACCACCAAACCUAUCAGGAAUCAGCAGUUGCAAAAAACAACCCCAAAGCGUACUCAAACUACUAAAGCAAAGGGCAAAACAGUCACCACUACGCAGAAGCUUGCUCAAAUGAAGAAAACUACUCCACGAGCAGAUAAACCCCCAAAGCCAUUGCAUGCGCUUUUUUUCAACAGUCCUUUUGCAGAUUUGACAAAAAGGGUUUCCGAGCCUACCCUAAUCGGAAUACCAAAAUCGCCGUCCUCGACAAAUUUCAGCUCGUUCGACUCCACGAUGAUUGUUGGAUACGGGAUUACAUUUGCGCCAACAACCAGCACUACCACUGAGGACUACGAAGAUUACGGCAAUUUAACUACGACAGAGGAGCCGGAACUGUACGACGACCUGAGCGCGAGCAACAACACGGCCUGGACGGUAUCGUUGCCGACCAUGGUUCCGGACGCGACCACCGUCGAGGAAGUAACUCGGAAGCGGUUGAAACGUCGCAAGACGACCACCAUCGAUCCGGCCCUCACCACCAGACGUCGGCUGAAGCGCAGGAAAACGACCACCGUUGGGCCGGAAAAUGUCUAACUGAUGAGUGGAAUGAAUCAGAUUUCAAUAAACAUGUUAAUUUCUUUAAA
Culex pipiens pallens (northern house mosquito) is the source of this 1264-nucleotide messenger RNA. Its product is annotated as probable serine/threonine-protein kinase DDB_G0277071. The record is from RefSeq and is a predicted model, not a curated record. Lineage: Eukaryota; Metazoa; Arthropoda; Insecta; Diptera; Culicidae. The transcript is spliced from 10 exons. Bases 384 to 1214 code for a protein of 276 amino acids.